GAAAACACCUUAAGGAGGAGUUAUACCAUUACACAUCGAUCGAGUGAAGAAGGAACCCCUCUCUCCUUUACUACUAUUUCAAAGGAUUUGUCCGAUGUUUAUCAUGAGGGCAGCCAUCGUUGCCGUAGUCCUGUUGACAGUUAAUCUUAAAGUUCAAUCUGCUCCAGCAGAUCUGGAUAGAUAUAAAGACGAGAGAGACGAACUGCCACAGGUUGAACCAGCACCUAAAAAUGACGAGAACGAUGAAGAAGAGGAGAAACUAUCGGAACUCGCACAAGUACACGUUUGUAAAAAUGAACUGAUGAAGUUGGUCCUAAAGGCAAAAGAAUGUAAGAAGUUUUUAACACCUGCGGCACAAAAACUCGCUGAACACGUUCGGGAAAAUAUGCGGUUUAACAAUGAGGUUGAUACGGCUGGGAAAGAGCUUGCUGAUGGCUCAUUAGAUACACAAGGUGACUCUCCAGAGGAAAAGAAAGUGGAGGAAGCGGAGAUAAUGGCAUUCAAACUGUGCCAUCAGGGCUACAAGUACAGAGUAAACCCACAUAGCAGCAAAGAAGAUGUGAUGCUGCCGUUUGAAGCAUAUGAGAAGGAUGCUUCACCAGAGUGUGAAGCCCUGAUCACGGGCUUCCUGAAGAGAAACACUCAUGCUGGCAUAAGUGAUUGAGCUGAUGGCAGAAUUAUUUGUGAACUUCUGAAAGCUUAGUGCUUCGCUGUUACGUAGUGGUUAAACGUUUGUGACAAUAAAAAUUG
Molecule: messenger RNA, 750 nt
Organism: Stylophora pistillata
Lineage: Eukaryota; Metazoa; Cnidaria; Anthozoa; Scleractinia; Pocilloporidae
Source: RefSeq, a predicted model, not a curated record